CUUGCAUUGCUAUUGCUUAUUUAGACCCUAAUCUUACGUAGUGGGAGGUUAUUAAUUAAAUGGAUCGUACUUUACCUAUAUGUUUCCCGUGCCAGACACGCGACGACUCCUCCCCUAAUCUAAUCUGGUUCUGUCCUAUCUUCUCUUUCUCUCUACACCAAAAGCCCACCAAAAUCCACCGCCCGAGGCAAGCCCACCUCCGAUCUCCAUCCUACGAUAUAUCUCGCCUGUCUUACCUGUCAGGCCUGUCUACAUUCUAAACCCACCACGCUACCCACAAUCAUCAAUGUUUGUUCGUCUCAUCCGAACCGUGGCAUAUUCCUCUCCCGCUACGAGGCUGCUAUCGAUCGACACGUUGAGAACACCAGCCCGGCGAGUGCGACGUCGUAUCGCUACAGCUGAAUUGACAUGAUUCACCGGAAUCCGAUGCUGAGCUGAGCUGAGACAACCUAGUUUUUGCGCUGCUUAUAGCUAGACACGAAGAAAAGAAAGGAAGGGCUAAAAAAGAUAAUAACAACAAACCCGAAUUGUCGGAUUCCAUCACUUUGCACAUCCAGUCCUUCUAUCGUAAACAUCUGUUGGGCAUCAAUUUCCCACGUAAUCGUGAAAAUCGUCGAUUCGAUCCAGAUCACUAUGGCAUCCGAAGCCGAGUCUUCGCGACUACCUACCCUCCCUCCGCUCGAGAUUCCGAGCCAGCCUGACGCCGUAACGCGACCCAGAGCGAGCUCAAAAUCGAAGCCUAGGUCUGCCGUCGAUCCGGUCCUCCGCAAUGCCAUAAGGUAUACCAUCUCGGCUCGCGAAUAUGAAACUCUCCACAAAUAUGUGCUGUCGCGGUCGCGUCUGCUGAGGAAGAGAGUACCCAGCGUAAACGCCGUCGAAAGGUAUAUGGAGGGCAGCGGCAUAAGGAGAGGAUCCGUGACAGACGGAGAUGUCGGUAAAGGGAAAGAGAACAGGAAGGAGAAGCCAGCAAAUGGCAAUGCCGACGGGGGAGACACCUAUAAUGCGCGCGCCAUUAGGGACUCUCUGCGUGUAUUUAUGGCAACAGGCUUAGGAGUACGAGCUUACGAGACAGUGAUGACGAGGGUCAAGGCGCAAAAGGAGGCCGCUUCACCGAAGAGGAAGCAACCAUUCUACAAGUCCUCUGGUCUUCGGUUAUCGCUAUCAUUAUCCACCAUCCUACUCAUGUACCGCCUUCUCUUUCGCUUUCUUAGUCGAUUACGAGCCCAUCUAUUAGACCAGUCGGCAGCUCCCUUUCGUAAUAGAAACCCCAGGACAACACAGGCGCUUACGUCCCCCUAUGCGCCGGCUGUAGGUGCCAGCCUUGCGGGAUUGGCUUUAGGUAUAUAUCCCUCGCAACAGCUGCGCGUGACAGUAGCCAUCGCAGCUAUAUUCCGUGCUCUCGAAUUUGGCUGGAACCUUUGCGAGGACGAGGGUUUAAUCUGGGGCUGGAAGGUCCGCGCCGGCGGGAAGGGAGUAGUUAAACGAGAGCGGCCUUGGUGGUGGGGGAGUUGGAUGCUUCAACCAUUUGCUUUCGGACAGCUCCUACACGCAGUAGUGUUUGAUCGGGAGUCUUCUCCAGUUGCCUUCGUCGAUUUCAUAUGGAAAAGCUCCACCACCUAUAUUCAUGGGGCGCCCAAAAAUCUUCCUAACGGGAUCAAGUGGCCUAACGCCUGGGAGAUUGCUGAUAACUUGGCUCAGAUGGCCAAGCUGAAUUGGCCACCUUUCGUGUCACCGACUCUAUUCCCGGAACAGGAAACCUUACCUUCGACUCUCGCAGCCGUCGCACCACUAGCCGCACGAGCUCACCCUCUUAUCACUUCUUUGAGCUGCGCCACUCUUCAUCCUUCGGACCCUUCGUGUCUUCGCACAUAUCUAACAUUUUGGGUGCGGUCCUUUCCGCGAAUGGGGCGGUUCUUUUUGCUCUUCUAUUCGGUGCUCAUGCUUCCGCGCUAUAAGUUGCUGUAUAAUUCGCCACUGUAUCUUGUGAAUCGUCUUAUGUCCAGGGUUCUCCGCAUGUCCACUUUUGCGACGGGGGCUAUCUCGACAGCGUGGGCGAGCAUAUGCUUCUUUCAGACAUGGCUGCCCCGUGCAUUCCUGCCGACGCAACGCUUCUUCCUCGGCGGUUUCCUGGCAGGCCUGUGGGCAUGGGUGGAGCGAAAAGAGGGGAGGAGCGUGUUCUUAUAUAGCGCACGAACGAGCGUGGACUCGUUGUGGAAGGUAGGUGUCAAGCGACGGUGGUGGCGUGCUAUGAAAGGAGGCGACGUAUGGGUAUUUGUGCUAGCGCUUGCCAUUACUGGUGCCGUAUACGAAAGGGAUGCGAGGGCCAUACGCGAAAGCCGCGUGAGGAAGGGAGUAAGUUGGGCUCGGGGUUCCGGAUUCAAGGACUGGGGCCUAGAAGAUGAUGAUGAAAGAGAAGAAAUUGAUGAUGAGCACGGGGAAGAAUAGCAUAUGAUAUCACGAACUUGACUUUUAAUCAAUAUAAUGUAAAACAUUUUAUAAAUUACGAUUUAGAGUUAGUCAGAAAACGAUGUUCAGUAUAAAGACUUUUAUGUAUGUAGUUCUUAUUGUAAAACAGCCAUUGUUAAGGAUGUCAUGCGAUACCCUUCCACUUUUCCUUAACCAUGACGAUACAGAGGAUGCUUUCAAAAUAUUGCCAUAAGGAACUCCCGCUAAGUCCAGCACCAGCUGCGAAGUCCCUGCUGGCGGCUAUUGUAAGUGUAAAGCCAUGAGGAAGCUUAAGCUUUAAUGUAGGAAC
Annulohypoxylon truncatum is the source of this 2755-nucleotide messenger RNA. RefSeq lists its product as uncharacterized. The transcript is spliced from 3 exons. The record is from RefSeq and is a predicted model, not a curated record. NCBI's taxonomy places the organism in Eukaryota, Fungi, Ascomycota, Sordariomycetes, Xylariales, Hypoxylaceae. Bases 634 to 2445 code for a protein of 603 amino acids.